This is a messenger RNA of Cylicocyclus nassatus, 2073 nucleotides long. The record is from the annotation of a GenBank genome assembly. Lineage: Eukaryota; Metazoa; Nematoda; Chromadorea; Rhabditida; Strongylidae.
AUGAUUCGGCGCGGUGGGUAUGCCGCACGCAUGGGUGAUCGUUUCGCGCUUUAUCCGGAUGAUAUCCGCACGCGUCUGCUUAACGGCGAUUUCGUCUGGAUUCAUGCAGUCUCGGUUGGCGAGGUGCAGGUCGCGGGACAGCUCAUGCGGGAGUGGCGUAAGGUUGAUCCCGAGAUCGCGUUUGCCUUCUCGACGACGAGUUCAACGGGCUGGAAAAUGGCCGAGAAGGAAGUGAGUGAGCGGGAUGUUCUUAUUUAUAAUCCGCUUGACUUCCCGACCUUCGUCCGUGCCGCGCUCGAAACGGUGCGUCCGCGAGCAAUCGUGCUUACCGAAUCUGAGAUUUGGCCGAACUUCAUUCGUAAAGCGCAUAAGUUAGGCAUUCCGCUUUUUCUCAUCAAUGCUCGGGUUUCCGAUCGGAGCGCGCCACGUUACCGGGCGGCGAGAUUCUUCUUCGGCGAUGUUUUCCGCGCUUUUACGAAAAUCUUCGCGCAAAGCGAUCUUGACAAGGCUCGUCUGGUUGCGGCAGGGGCAUCGGCGGAGCGGACGGAUGUGACGGGGAGCUUCAAGUUUGAUGUUGCCCACCGGAACGAGGCGAAGGAGCUUGAACUUAAGGCAUGGCUCAAGGAGAAUGGGGCAGCCGAUGACGCGAAGAUCCUGCUUGGCGGAUCAACUUGGCCUGGCGAGGACGAAGCUCUCUUGCGCAUUUAUAAGACGCUGCCGGCAGGCGCUCUUCUCAUUAUCGCUCCACGACAUUUUGAGAAGGCGGACGCGGUUGAAAUGAAUGUUCGUGCGGCUGGUUUCGAAUGCGUGCGCCGUUCCAAACCCCCCAAACCUUCCAAACUUCCUGAACCUUCCAAACCUCCUGAACCUUCCAAACCUCCUGAACCUUCCAAACCUUCUAAACCUUCUUUCCCCAUUUUCCUUGCAGAUACGACUGGUGAGCUUAUGGGGCUUUAUGGUUUGGCGGAUGUCGUAUUCGUUGGCAAGUCGCUUUGUGCGCACGGUUCACAGAAUAUGAUUGAGCCCUGCCUUUGCGGAAAGCCGACGAUUGUUGGACCUUAUACCGAGAACUUUCGUCCGGUCAUGAGUGACCUUCUUGAAUCUCGGGCCAUUACGCAAGUUGCUGAUGAGGCUGCGCUUGGCACGGAGAUUCGUGCGGCAAUGGCGGUCGAUUCGGAGAGCGAUAUGAAACCUGGCGCACUUCUGAUUUUGCUUUUUUUGGUGAUUCUUGCCGGUUGCCGUAAGGAAGAGACCAUUGAAAUCCGUAAAACCUGCGAGCCGGUGAAAUCUGCCGCCCGCGGCAUUUUCCGUCUGGAGAGUGCGGUUCCGCCGAAGCUCCGUCCGCAAUUCGUUUCGCUCGAUGUCGCGGGGCUUACGUCCGCUGAACUUAAAACUAAACUGCUUGCUUUCACGAACGCGCCUUCAGCGCAUGUGUGGAUGCCGGGCGAAAAGAGUUGGAUUGUCGUUCAGCAUGCGCCACAGGCGCAAGUGAAGCUUGCUUGGGCGAUGGAGGCGAUUGCGGAUGAUGCGGCGUGUACGCUUUCGCUGCCCGAGGUUUUUGCGAGUUAUGCCGGCACUUUGGCGGAGAUCUUGCCGGCGUUUGAGUCGCAGCUUGAGGGUGAGGUUGUGCCGGAGUGGUUUGUAACGAAGGCGAUUCCGAAGAUUGGUUGGCUCGAUACGACGGGGGUGGAUACGGAUAUUCUCAAUGCUGCGCUUGCCGAGAUCCGCUCAAUGCAAGUCGUGCGUCGUCUAAUUCUUGAGGGCGUGAUGUUCUCUCGCAAAGCGAUUGACAAGAAGACGGAAGAGGCGGCGACGGAUAGGUGGGCGCGGGCAAUGAAGCGCAAUCCUUCGGAUUCGAUGCUUCUGGAACGAUUGGAUAAUCUUGAGAAAAACGCCCGAGGCUUUUUGGAGGUUGGGAAGGUGCUGCAGGCGAUGAAAUGCUAUGAGACGAUGAUUCUCAUCAAUCCCAAGGAUGCGGUGGCCAUUCACAACUUUGGCAUUUGUCUACGCAAGAUCGGACGGACGGAUGUGGCCGAGGAAGUGCUUAAGCGCGCGGAGGAGCUUACGAAAUGA